ACUUAUUGGAGAUAAGCGAGCACCGGGUUGGACCGAAGGUGACCACAGGUGGACAAUGACAGCUACAACGUCGUCAGCAGGUGCUUUCCCCUGCUUGCCUGCUUGCCAUCCCUUUGUCUUCGCAGUCCUCCUUCCUUCGAGUCCUGGAGACGGCGCCUGGGCGGCAGCGGCGUGUCGUGCAGUGUUGGGGCGAAAAUACCGGAACAUAUUGGAAGCUGCAUUAGUUUCGGAAGCUUCGAGACCGAAACACAACGCCCCCAGCGCUGACGACGGGGGACAAAAUACUUCGCAAUAAUUGGGGGUGUGAUGUAGUGAUAGCGUAAGCUGGCAAAACGACUUCAUCUACAAGACAAGGUGUUUUCAAGACUCGACGUCCCACCUGUUUACGCACCCGCUCCGCCCACCCCGCAAACGUCAAAAUCGUCUUGACCGUGACGGAACCGGAAACCCAAAGGAAACUUGACCGUCGUCACGAGUUAGCCUGUAGUCUGCUGUUAACGGAUUUCGGUCGAAAGUCUUCGGUCUUCGUAUGCCUUUCCUGAACAGUUCGCACUGACCGGUCAUGCUGAUACGAUUGUCGAUUCUGUUGGUGACCUGCGCCUUCUCGUUGGCGGCGGAAGUCCGCGUUGUCGACAAAACGGAAGACAGUCCUUUCCCCAAGUGGCUGAUCGAGAUGGGCAGUCGCGUCAACGAAUCGGACACAGCCAUCUACAGCACCCGAAGGCCACGCGUCACAGGAAAGGUGAGGGGAGGCACAAUAUGCCUCAACACCGAAGAGUGUGGCGUAGGCAAGUGCUGUCUACGGCGGGGUAAGGACCCCCGACGGAAAUGCAGACGCUUUCAGCGCAUCGGCCAGCGAUGCACCGACGACCAGAUGAUGGGCGGCUACUAUCAGAACUACUGUCCCUGCAACAGGCACUCCAUCUGCUCGGUGGUCGGCCACGUCCUCAAGUGCGUCAAGAGACAACCGACACAGCGACCGGCACCGCAAGGUCCUCAACCGACCCCGCCGCGUGAGGAGAAGGAGAGCAAAGAGAGCGAGGAGAUAUCGACACGACCGGGGACGCCUCCGAAGAACCCGACCUUCAACCAGACCAAGCUCGACUUUCCGGAAAUACCAGAGUUCUUCAAGACUUUCGGUACCUCAGAUACGUUGCCGUUUCCAAACGAAGAAGAAGGAGGAGGCGGUGAGGAAGGAGGCGAAGAAGAAGAGGAGGCUGGGAGACAGGGUGAGGACCUGCCCGAGGACAUAAAUGAAGGAGGAAGGGCAGCACAGCCGCAGGAACCGCCAGAGGACUCCGACGAGAAUGAGGUGUCUACACGGGGCUCUACUCGGAGCCCAGGCGCUCGCCGUACUUAGCAACCAAGUUCUUACGUGUCAAGAGGUAGUCGUAGCAACCAAAUACACGCGACGCAUUCUAGUGUGGGUCCUACUGCAGCGGCUAGGCUUCCCAGGCACAAUAUUCCUGGCCUGCCACCACCUCCGGUAAAAUGCUUCUUGGCAGCGAUGGACGAGGCAUGCGUAGCUUGCUUUUAAUCACGACUGACAGUUAAUGGCUUAGUUUCUGGUAAUAAGGCAGGUGGUAUUAAAUUGACGCGUAGCCAGAAAUUUUAUUCAGAAGAAGGUGGGGGGCGUAGCCAAUGUGUGCCACUGGUAUUGAAGGGUCAAAUUAAUGCUUCUGGGGGCCUAUUGGUGGAAGUACGUCAUUUUUGCUGUUAGGACCCGUAGACAUUGCUUCAGCUGGGAAGGGCCUUGAUCAGAGGAACUCUUGGUCACUAUACCCGCAACCGUCCCGCACUGCCUCUCACAAACAACUGCUUGCGUAAACGAGCUUGAGGAUAUAUAGGAUUAAGAUAUUUGAGGCAAGUGUAGGCAUCCCUUCACAUUGUUCCCAUGCCGUAACUUACGGAGCAAUACCUGCCUCCGCCCUGAAUACCUGGUCCCUAGAUUUCCUCAAGCGAAUCAAUGUGAGAUGCUAUUCAACCAUAAGGCCUCCCGUAGUCUUCCAUACGUCCUGAAGAGUUUCUUUUUGGCGCUGCCUCAAGCUCGUAUUGUGCGAAAGGCAAGGAGCUGGCCCUGCUCUGGGAAACAGCACACGACUUCAAAUUACGCGUUAAAAAUAGUUGUAGGUGUAAUAGUGCUAUUGUGGCUCAAUGUGUGUGAGACAACGCAGUUUGUUAGGUUGAACUUGUUUGAAUUAAACAGUUUAUAUUAGAAGUUGAA
Molecule: messenger RNA, 2224 nt
Organism: Rhipicephalus microplus (southern cattle tick)
Lineage: Eukaryota; Metazoa; Arthropoda; Arachnida; Ixodida; Ixodidae
Source: RefSeq, a predicted model, not a curated record